AUGGCCCCUGUUGAUCCUCACUACCUUUGGGCCUUUGGUCAUGGAAUAAUGCUUCUUUCUGCUGCAUACGUCCUUUUACAAACGGUAUUCUUCCGACCUACCCCAACCAAGACCUAUAAACUCGCUUAUACAGGCGCUUUGCUCUCAUAUUCGAUCGUAGUCUACAAAUCUCUAGGUAGACCGCAAGUGAAUCAAGCUUGGUUAAGAAGAGCUCUGGUAGAUGAGAACGUCCAAUACGCUAUUUUGGCUUUGUAUUGGUGGGUCGCUAAACCUGUUAAUGUAUCAAUUCUCCCAUUCGCUACAUUCUCCUUAUUCCAUUGUUUGACUUUCCUCCGAACCAACAUUAUCCCAAAAUUCGUUCCUGCUCAACCUCCUGCAGCUCAAGGUGCCGCCCCUAGACAACCUGCUCUACUCGAAAACAUCUCAAGAAAAAUCCAACUUUGGGUUAAAUCCAAUUACGAUGUAGCCAUGAGAUUCGUAGCUUAUUGCGAAUUGUUAAUUUGCGUUCGAUUGAUUUUGGGUGUUUUGACAUUCAGAUCAUCUUUCAUCGCUCCUUUAUUCAUGGUUCAUUUCGUUCGAUUACGAUAUCACGCAUCGCCUUUCACUCGAUCGGCAGUAGGUAACGUUGUGAUCUACAUCAACAAUUUCGUGUCAUCAAAACCUGCCGCAGUCCAAAAUGUCUGGUCAACAAUCAAGAGGGUCAUCAGCUCUUGGGGUGGUGUACCGCUUUUCGGUCCAGGUACACAAGGUCAAGGUGCUACUCAACCUCAACAAGCUGCUGGACCUGGUGCUGCCGGUCAAACUGCCGCUGGAUCCGGUGCUGGUAGAAGAUAA
Molecule: messenger RNA, 834 nt
Organism: Kwoniella shivajii
Lineage: Eukaryota; Fungi; Basidiomycota; Tremellomycetes; Tremellales; Cryptococcaceae
Exons: 5
Coding region: 1-834 (277 amino acids)
Biological process (GO): endoplasmic reticulum tubular network organization; membrane organization
Cellular component (GO): membrane; endoplasmic reticulum
Source: RefSeq, a predicted model, not a curated record